AUGGCAGGUGCCUUGAUCUCAGGCCCGCUGAAUGAUACGUUUGGUCGAAAGACGGUGUUGUGGAUUGCUUCGUUCCUCGUAUUGGCAGGAGGUGUUGUACAGGUUGCUGAUACGCAUUACGAGGGGGUUAUUGUGCUUGACCGAUUCGGAUUGGACUUAGUGUCGGGAAUUUCACUAUUACUUCUCUCCUCUAUUAGCCAAAGUAUGGGAGAAGUAGCCCCAGUAGAAAUCCAAAGUCCCGCUCUAUACAUGUAUCAAUUUCUCCAAUCAUUUUCCCAACUAGUCGCUUCGUGGGUAACUUAA
Molecule: messenger RNA, 303 nt
Organism: Talaromyces stipitatus ATCC 10500
Lineage: Eukaryota; Fungi; Ascomycota; Eurotiomycetes; Eurotiales; Trichocomaceae
Exons: 2
Coding region: 1-303 (100 amino acids)
Biological process (GO): transmembrane transport
Cellular component (GO): membrane
Molecular function (GO): transmembrane transporter activity
Source: RefSeq, a predicted model, not a curated record